AUGAUCAUACUGUUGGGAUGUUAUAUUGGAUGGAUUGUCUUUUCAAAUGUGAUUCGUAAAUAUAUCUACUCAAUGGUUGAUAGUAAAGUGUACGAGAUGGGAAAAUCAUUCACAGAACAUUUAAUUAAUCAAACGAGGGGUUUUGAGUGCAAAGUCUACUCGUGUAAAACUAAGGACGGUUGUAAAUUACAACUCUUUAGAAUUAUUUAUAAGGGAAAUGAUGCUGAUCAUUCGAAUAAUGUUUCAUUGAGUCCUCAAUCAACCAUUAGAUAUUGUCCAUCGGCACAACAAGUUGAGGAAUUGUUAAGAGAGAGUGAACAACUUUCAAAGAAACCAGUUGUGGUGUUGCAACAUGGAUUGUUAGAGGCCAUGACUGUCUUUGUGCUACAUGAAGAUUCCAUCGCAUUCCAAUUGGCCAAGAAGGGUUUUGAUGUUUGGUUGGUCAAUAAUAGAACCUCACUGUUUGGUCAACAACAUCUGGUUUCCAGAAUUCAUGAUGAAGUCGAAUUUUGGAAAUUCUCUAUUGAUGAAAUUGCCAAAUAUGAUAUGCCAGCAAUAAUAGAUUUUGUUAGAAACGCAACUUGCCAAUCAAAGAUUUGUUGGGUUGGAAUGUCCCAAGGAGCUGGUCAACUCUUUGCUGCCCUCUCACAAACUGAGUAUGCCCACUAUAAGAAUUAUCUUUCUGCUAUUGUUGGACUGUCGCCAGCAUGUUUCUUGAAGAAGAAUCCAGAAUCUACCUUUCUUAGACUCUUAAUUAAGACUCCCUCAUUCAUUUUCGGAAGGAGAGAAUUCAUGCUUAUUAUUCUUAUUGGACAACUGUUAUUACCUGCCUCAUUCCUUGCCAAGGGAGGUGAAUAUGCUCUCAAACUAUUGAAUAUUCAACAAAAACCACUCCCAAACCAUCCCCUGAAAGGUGAAUGGUUUAAGAACAUUCCACUGGGAUGUACCUCUGUAAAUAAUGUGGUUCACUGGUUAAGGAUGUUAAACAUUGGAGGAUGUUUGAGAAAAUUCAAUGGAAUUGAAAAGUAUCCAAUUGAUGAAAUGUUAGAUAGAUGGAGAGAGGUCUACCACUCCAAUUUGAGUCAUCAGCAACAAGAUAAGAAGCAACAAGAAUAUGUGCCACCUCUCUUUGUCUUUUUGGGAGGAAAGGAUAAUGUAAUUGACUAUGAAGAGAGUAUCAAACAUUUUGGCUGUUGUGACUCUGUGUUGGUGACUGAUGAAACAGGUGAACAUCCACCCAAGAAUAUUUCAACAUGUCCAGGAAGUUGUCCAGUGUCCAACAAUGUUCGUUGCAAGAUUCUAUUCGAUCCAGAGUAUGGUCACACUGAUUUCCUUUGGGCUGAACCAGAUGCCAAACACCAAAGACAUUAUGAUAAGGUUAUUCAAUUCUUGGAGGAACAUGUUCAAUAG
Naegleria gruberi is the source of this 1410-nucleotide messenger RNA. RefSeq names its product lipase/esterase. The record is from RefSeq and is a predicted model, not a curated record. NCBI's taxonomy places the organism in Eukaryota, Heterolobosea, Eutetramitea, Acrasida, Naegleriidae. Gene Ontology annotation, biological process: lipid metabolic process. The transcript has a single exon. The coding region runs from base 1 to 1410 and encodes 469 amino acids.